GUUAGUACUACAGUCUGGUUAUGCCGUGUCAGUAUCUCGGGUUCCGUGUGAAACUCAGGUCCACAGAGCUUGGUGAAGUCAUUGGCACUGUCUGUAAUGUUACUGAAUCAAAAAUCGAACUUACCGAUGCUCGUGUGAAUGACGCUGGAGACCCAGUGUCAGUUCUCUCUGUCGAAAGCCAAUUCAUUGAGGACUUACGCAUUCUAGCCACAGCUACUUGGAAUCCAUCCGUUGAUGUCACCCCCAACAAGUCUCAAGAAAAGACGCAAGUUUCUACCGGUCGUGCACACCGCAGAGAAAUGCUUCGCAACAUCCCUAAUGCAUGCAGUGCCUACGUGUGCCCGGAUUCUCCUCCGCUCAUUCACCGUUCUGCCGGAGCUCCUGGCCACGCAGUAUUCAAUAGCGGCAGUCCCAGACAGAAGAUAGCCUCCGGCCUUCAGCAGCUCGAUUCGGCUUUAGCUGAUAUCACUUUAAACGACCGCAAAACUAGCAGAUAUGGCGGAAGUGGUGCUCUUUCCAAGCGCCGCAGUUAUUCUAUGUCCGAGACUCACGCCGCUUCAAGUGACAUUUCUGGCACCGAGUGUGAUUUGUCGCAUCCCACUCACGACCUCACUUCCCGUGGACAUUACCAAAAUGGUGGUCAACAUCACAACGCUAAAUCGCACUCUCGAACCGGACGGUUGAAUAACCGCGGAGUUAGUUGCGGCGGUGGAUCAGGCAAACAAGCACGAGCUGAUUGGGAUCAAGUGAGAGUGGAAGAGUUUAUGGAUCAGGAUUUCGACUUUGAAAAGAACUUGGCCGUGGUUGACAAGCCGGCGUUCUACGAGAUGGUGGAUAUGCGCAAAGGGAUUUCUUCUAAGCACCCCGGCCCAUCUCGCACUGCAACCUCAUCUUCCACACCUCUGGAUGAAGGUCCUGAUGGUGUUGGACGACCACUCAUCGGCACCGUACCCCAUUCUGAGCGAGUUCCGCGAUCCACCAAGGAUUACUACGAUGGUUGUACCAUGACCACCAAUACAGCAACUUUGUCUUCCUCGAGACAACGUCACGAACACUCGGUUCCCUACUACCACCCCUCCUUACAGCCCUCCUCCAUUGGUGACCACUGCACUCAGUUGUGUACUUGCUCCAGCACCGUUUCCACCUCCCACCUAACUCAGCCGACGGUGGACACAACGCACCGAUGGUGGUACUCUCCCAUUGGCGCUCGCAUUCCAGUUCUUUCAACUGCGGACCACAACCGGAUGCUCCAUUAUUUGGCCACAGGAACUGAUCCCGCGAAUCUCUCCGGCCAUUCUCCAGCUUCCGGCCUGUCUUGGGGUCGCAUGUUGGAAACCGCCGGCCGCUCUUUUGUUGACUACAUCAUGCAAAAACUUCGUCACGCUACCAUCACUCCACAACGAUCAACUCAGAGACCUCCACCACGCAUCCUUUUGCUCGCUUGCGGACCCUGUUUAUGUGGAGCCUUCACGGUCACCCUUGCGCGAUUGUUGGCUACUCGAGGUGCUUGUGUGGUGCUAAGAGCCCCUAGAAUUCCCUUAGACCCAAGCCCAGAUGAGACCAAACGCUGUAUGGACCUUGUUUAUCAGAAUGAGUUGGGUAUGUGCGCUCAUCUGGCACCGCGUCCCAACCUCUACGGACUAGAGGAAGAUGAUCCGUUUCGCACCAACGAUGAGACAGACGAUGACGAAGAUGAUGAGCCGCAGGAGGACAUCAGCAAAAGUAUUCCAAUCGACAAACUGAAGUCGGGCGCAACCAGACCUGGUUCUCGUUCUGACGGCGACUCAGAGCCGAUGAGCUGCAUGACACUCGACCAGUUGUCUUCCCACCAGACGGAAGCUGUUGACUACAACCUCUUGACACGAAUGUGGAUCAGUCGUAUCCCCGGGUUGAAGCGGAUCCGUCGCCCUGCGUGGACACUGACGGAACAUUUCAAACCUAUGUAGAUAGAAAGAAGGCAUAAACGGAUGGAAUAGUGAACUACCACAGUAACUCCAAAACGAACUGCAUCCAAACUCUAUCCGGGAGAGCGGAAACACGAUGCAGUAGAGUGGAAUUGAGAAAGAAUGAGGACCAUCUACACCGCGUGUCACGAAACAACGGAUCUCCACGAAACAUUGUUAGAAGAAUCCUGAAGUGGAGGACACAGCAGCGGCCAGAACAGACAAACAAGCGAGUAUUGUUUCCCCACAUCAAGAACGUUUCUUAACUAGCAGCGAUAUUACUUCGACCACACAGUCACCGUAGCACACAAACCAUGUGCCACCUGAGAAGGUUGCUUUCAAGACCGAGGGACGAAAUUAAACGAGACAGUCAAACCCAUCUAAUCUACCAGAUAAACUGCAGCGAUUGUGAUAAGCACUACAUCGUACAAACAGGAAGAAAGCUUUCCACACGGAUCACAGAGCAUAAGGUCAUAAGAAGAGAUGAUCCGUAUUCAUGGGUUUUGAUACACGAGGAUGAAACAGGUCAUCAAUUUGACACGGAAAACGUAAGUAUUCUAAUACUUGAGAUCGCGAAGUAUGGCAGUCCACGAAAAAUUUAAUCCAUCGGCACGUUGUGUUGGACACUAUCUACACAUUCUUCUAUCGCUGAGUUACCGACGAAUGUCCGAAUCGACAUGGUCAUCGUGGGACACUCGUUUUCUGGUCAACCCGGUGAUGUUCCUCCAUUGGACCCUCAAAUCAUUCAGUGGCUGCAGCGUCACAGUGCGCUCAACUGUCUGGUCCACUUGAUGCCGCAAUGCACCUCGUUCAUUGACCAGUAUGGAUUACGCACUGCCUCCGCCAAUUGGGUGGUGGAACUGGGCUUGCCUCGUCUGGUACCCAGCACACAUGCGGAUUGCAUUUUCAAUGCUCCUACCACCUCCCAUUUGUUGCUCGACGUUGGACUUAGCCGUAAUCUGGUUCGCCGGCUUACCAGCGAUCUGGAAUUGUUGCCUCCCUAUGGUUUGUUCGAAGCUGGCUCCGUGUUACCGUUACAUUCAACCGUCCCCAGUGGUUCGAAUUGAAUUGGGUAGCCAUGCUACUGCAGCUCGCCCUGUACCGCGUGUAAAUUUCGACACUUUUAUCGGACGUACAUCUCUCCGGCGCCUUCUUCCGCACUCAAUCGAUCCGACUAUAUAUAUCGUUGGCCCUCACAAAUCAUAUUCUUAGGUUUUUGUUUCCUCUUAUUCAUCCCAAAAUAUUGUUUAUUAGGAUUUUGCUUAUUCAUUCUUGCUUUUUGUUUUGUUUUCCAAUCAGGCCCGAUCCCCCAACUAAUUGUUGUACGCUAGUUCACUCUUUUUCUUCGAUAAAAGUAUGUCGCGCACAG
Messenger RNA from Dicrocoelium dendriticum, 3312 nucleotides. Lineage: Eukaryota; Metazoa; Platyhelminthes; Trematoda; Plagiorchiida; Dicrocoeliidae. The record is from the annotation of a GenBank genome assembly.